Messenger RNA from Microbotryum saponariae, 851 nucleotides. NCBI's taxonomy places the organism in Eukaryota, Fungi, Basidiomycota, Microbotryomycetes, Microbotryales, Microbotryaceae. The record is from the annotation of a GenBank genome assembly.
AUGCCGUCGUCAACGACGACGAAGCUUUGGUGGAGGAGUUCGUCCCAAGCGUCGAGUUUAAUACUGUUGUGUUCGCGCUAGUCGUUGAGUUGGCUAGGGUCGAGUUUAUUGACGUCGAAUUGGCCAAAGUCGAGUUGGCGAUGGUGGCAUUGGGUGAACUCGAAUUGGCCAAGCUGGUGUUGCCCGAAAGCGUCGAGUUCGCCAGCGUCGAGUUCGCAAGCGUCGAGUUCAUGCCAGCGCUCGAAUUGGUGGUCAGCGUUGAGUUCACCAAAGUCGAGUUGCUCAAAGUCGAGUUGCUCAAGGUCGAAUCCGGGAUUGUCAAAUUGGCGGAGGUUGAAUCAGAUUCAUUCGUGGAGUUUGCCAGGGUCGAGUUGACCAAGGUGGAAUUGGUCAAGGUCGGGUUGGACAAAGUCGCGUUCCCCGUCGUCGAGUUUGUCAAAGUAGAGUUGGCGAGAGUUGAAUUGUACACCGUCGAGUUGGCUAAGCUGGCAUCACCGGCGAGCGUCGAAUUGUCAAGUGUCGAAUUGCCAAGCGUCGAGUUCGUGACGGUUGAAUUGUACGAGGUCGAGUUGGUCAGGCUCGAAUUGUCCGCAAGCGUGGAAUUAGACAGCGUUGAAUCGCCCAUGGUCGAAUUGAGGUCGAAUGUCGAGUUCGUCAAAGUCGAGUUGGCCGAAGUCAAAUUGCCAAGCGUCGAGUUCGCCAGAGUUGAGUUGUCAAGAGUCGAGUUGGCCAGGGUCGAGUUGGUAAGGGUUGAGUCACUGAACGUCGAGUUACUGAAAGUGGAGUUCGAGAAUGUCGAAUUGCCUGCAGUCGUAUAUCACAUUGUCAGAGCCAGUCUCAAACCAGUUUAG